Sphaeramia orbicularis (orbiculate cardinalfish) is the source of this 1869-nucleotide messenger RNA. RefSeq lists its product as uncharacterized. The transcript has 13 exons. Lineage: Eukaryota; Metazoa; Chordata; Actinopteri; Kurtiformes; Apogonidae. Bases 222 to 1736 code for a protein of 504 amino acids. The record is from RefSeq and is a predicted model, not a curated record.
UUGUGUGUGAAACACUCAUCACUACACUACAGUUGAUCUAAAUACAAAGUACUUAUUGGGUCUUGUCAGUGGUGUCACUUGUGUGGGAGUCAUUUUUCAGCUCUGUCUGUGGUUUUCCUGAGUGAAUCGGAGAGUGAAAAGUGAUCUGUAGUUUGUGUAGUCAGAAAAACCAGUUUAGCUUUUAAAGGACUUCAGGACAUUUACAUUUUUAUGCUUUUAUCAUGGCUGGACAUCUGCUGAUACUCAUCCUCACAUAUUUAGCUUUUGAAGUAAAAGGACAAGUUCUUCGUGCACCUAAACUGUUGGUUGAUCCUCCAGUGAUCACAGAGAAAGCCACAGUUACAUUAAACUGUCAGACUCCAUCACCUGUAUCUGAGUGUUUCUACAUUAUUGGAGGAAAACCUGCUAAACAGUUUUCAUGUCUGAAGAAACUGACAGGAACUGAGCUGUUGUCAAUUGUGGAACAAAGUCCACCAACUGAGAUUAAAGUAAAAUGUUUUUACCUUCAAACAUCUGCAUCGCCACACAGUGACUCAUUCUCCAUCACCAUUCAACCUCUUUUUCCACCUACACUGAUCAUUGAUCCUCCAGUGAUCGCAGAGACAGACUCAGUUACAUUAAACUGUCAGACUCCUUCAUCUGUGUCUGUAUCCAGGUGUUAUUUCUACACAUUAAGUGGAAGAAUUUUAGGAGACUCAUCAUGUGUACAGACACUGAAAGGGGCUGAACUGAUGGUGAAUAAACAUCUUCCUGCUGAAGUUAAACUAAAAUGUUAUUACACUGUAAACCACGGGGAGGCUGAUUCUCCGUCUCCUCACAGUGCCUUUACAUCUGUCACUGUACAAAGUCAAAAACCACACAUAACUGUUCAUCGUGAUGAAAGUUUUGUCAUUGUGUGUUCACUACCUGGAUCUGUGAAGGAUGACACACGAUGUAACCUGUACUUUGGAGAAUCAACUCGUCCCCAAAUAACAGCAACUACCUGGGGAAGAAAGACCUCAAACAAACAGAGGAUCUGCCAGUUUUUUAUCCCAGUGAAUGAAUUGUUGAGAUACCUUGAUGUAGUCCAGAAGAAAGAUGUGAGCUGUGAUUACAGUUUGUCAGACAGCUCUGUGUCUCCUCGUAGUGAUGGAUUCAGUUUGACUGAUAUUGUCAACACAGAGUCCAACAAGAAACCAGGUCUCACAAUGACACCAGAACUAGUGACUGAUUUCACAAACAUACCGACCUCUGAUGCAUCUCCUCUAAACCCAACAUCAGAAUACAACACUACAGAAAUAAUGACUGAUCCCACCAUCAGUCUGACCUCUGCUGCUCCUCCAUAUCCAACAUCAGAACACAAACCUACAGAAACAUGGAUGUGGAAUUUGCUGGUAGUUGUAGGUGUUUGUGAGGGAUCUGUGGGCGUCGUCUUGCUGGGAUUGAUGGCUCUGUUCGCUCAGAAAUGUAUUGGUCAAGGAGCAGCAUCGCUGAUGAAUGCAAAUAUGACUGUGGAUAUGUGCCAGGUGACAACUUUGGAAUGGCUGAUUAUGAUGAAAUUUACAGUGUUGUCACCUAUGAAUCAAAGAUUACUGGUAAGGAUAACAAAUACAAUCAGAAUCACACCAGAGGAGGGAGCUCAUCAGUCCAGACCCACCGUGUGCAGGACUGAGACGUCAAAUCCAAUCACUGUGUCUUGUUUUUAUUUUGCAAAGAAGAAAACAGUUUGUACAUGUUGUCAUUUAUAUGUAAAUUAAUAGAUGUUAAUCAUUAGAAAACACAUUUAUAUAAUUGUAAAUUGUAUUUACUUCAUUGGAUUUGUAAUAGAUGUAAAUAAGAAGACAUCAAAUGACAACAUGACUAAGAAAAAUAAAAACUGUGCGUAAUUAU